Clupea harengus (Atlantic herring) is the source of this 5720-nucleotide messenger RNA. It is a transcript of the gene col4a4, whose product is annotated as collagen alpha-4(IV) chain-like. The record is from RefSeq and is a predicted model, not a curated record. Lineage: Eukaryota; Metazoa; Chordata; Actinopteri; Clupeiformes; Clupeidae. The coding region runs from base 1 to 2904 and encodes 967 amino acids. The transcript is spliced from 21 exons. Gene Ontology annotation, cellular component: collagen trimer. Gene Ontology annotation, molecular function: extracellular matrix structural constituent.
AUGACACCCCCAGGUCCUCCAGGAUUUAGUGGAGAUCCAGGCAGAUGGGGUCCAGAGGGCCCCAGCAUUGACGGCCCCCCAGGCCAGCCUGGCAGCAUUGGCUCCCAAGGACUCAAAGGACCUAACGGGGCCUCCAUCCCUGGGCCCCCAGGGCAGAUGGGGCCUGAAGGAAAUCCAGGCUUUUCUGGAGCCACAGGCACACGUGGACUCCUGGGGCCUUCGGGCCCAACAGGCUUGCCUGGAAGGGAUGGAGUACCAGGAGAGAAAGGGGAAACUGGGGCCCAGGGCUGCUCUGGCAGAGUCGGGCCUAAAGGGGAGACUCCUCCAUGUGAUGACGGUCCACCUGGGCCACCGGGCUCGCCAGGGUGCAAGGGCUUCGAUGGGCCUCAAGGCUUGAAAGGGGAUAUAGGUUUGAAAGGGGAGCCAGGUCUCCCAGGCAGAGGACCUCCAGGGCCUCCAGGAAAGCCAGGAAACCCAGGAACACCAGGCUUCCCGGGCUCCCGGGGGGCACAAGGUUCAAAUGGAGAAGCGGGACUACCAGGACCUCUUGGCCCGAAAGGUCCACAAGGACAAACUGGCUGGCCAGGAUUGUCCGGGGACACUGGACCAAACGGCCCAAAUGGACUUCCGGGAAGAGGGGGAGAGAGGGGCUUUGAUGGACGGCCAGGGUUCCCAGGACCCGCUGGAUUGUCAGGAGAGAAAGGUGACAGAGGCUCAGACGGUCUUCCUGGAGACACCGCUUUCAUCCCAAUCAAAGGCCAGCCGGGGUUCCCUGGACUUCCUGGUGGUCCCGGAUUCACGGGACCCCGAGGUAAUAAAGGCUUACCCGGCCCACAGGGUCCCUUGGGCUAUCCCGGCCGAGAUGGACUUGUUGGCCCUGGUGGCCCCCAGGGACGUAGAGGAAAGGAUGGAGCACCAGGGGUACCAGGCUUACAAGGGCCACGUGGGUUGCCUGGCAACAGUGGAGAACGUGGCAGAGAUGGAGAUCCGGGAGAUCCAGGAGGUGAGGGCUGUGUAGGACAACCAGGCCGCAAAGGAGAAAGCGGACAAAAAGGUGAUGAGGGUGAUUCCAUCAGUUAUCCAGGACCCCCAGGGAACAAAGGUUCAGUAGGUGACAGGGCACCACCAGGACCCCAGGGUGACUCAGGGGAGGUGGGUGAUCCAGGUUGCCAUGGCAGAAAUGCAGACAAAGGGGACGCAGGACCCACUGGAUCCACAGGUGUACCAGGAUUUCCAGGUAUAUCAGGCCCCCCUGGCAUAACUGGUAGGCCUGGCAGAGAUGGCCCUAUGGGUGAAUCUGGCCUCCCUGGACCCAAUGGCAGACCUGGACUGAAAGGACUCCAAGGUCCCCCGGGGCCAUUGGGGCUGCAUGGCCUGGACGGUCUGAAAGGGGUUAAGGGUGAGGUGGGAGCACGAGGGCCUGGGCUCGAGGGCCCCCCGGGUCAUAAGGGGGACACAGGGGAUAAGGGCCAAAGAGGAAACCCAGGCCCCUCGGGGCCCCGGUUACCGGGUCCUAAAGGCCCCAAAGGACAGGCAGGAGUCACAGGACCCCCAGGGCCUUGUGGAAAGGCUGGUCCAAAAGGUGAAGAGUGUAAGGAUGUUAGAUAUGGACAGCUUGGAGAGCCUGGUGGCCCAGGAUCAGAUGGAUCAGAAGGGGCACAAGGGGACAUAGGGGAUCCAGGGCCAGUGAUGGCCAUGCCAGGGGAGGACGGGAUACCAGGAAACCAAGGCUACCCCGGGAUACCGGGACAGCGAGGAGAUGCUGGACCUCCAGGGGUACCGGGCAUAGCGGGCUAUCCAGCACGAAAAGGUGAACAAGGAGCAACAGGCUUCAUGGGUAUGCCCGGACCCAGUGGUGGUGGGGGGGACCCGGGCAUAGACGGAGCCAAAGGCCAGAAAGGGGCCAGCGGAGAGCCAGGUCAAAAGGGAGAGCAGGGGGUCAUUAGGAUUGGCCCCCCUUCACAACCUCCCCCCGGCCCACCAGGGCCUCCUGGUCUUCCCGGGCCCUCAGGGGACCGGGGGCCUGCCGGCCCGAAUGGCAGAGAGGGUGCCAGAGGCAUUAAGGGUUACACGGGAGAUCCAGGAUUUCCAGGAACCCCAGGAGCACCAGGGCUAAAUGGGCCUACAGGAAACCUGGGAGAUCCUGGAGACAACGGAAUGAGAGGACUACAGGGUCUCACAGGAGACACCGGUGAUCAAGGAGAUUGCGGACCCAGCACCCGCUACAACUCUGGCUUUCUAUUGGUCAAGCACAGCCAAUCAGAAUCCCUCCCUGUGUGCCCAGAUGGAAUGGCCCAGCUGUGGAGUGGAUACAGCCUCCUGUAUCUGGAGGGACAAGAGAAAGCCCACACACAGGACCUGGGCCAGGCUGGCUCCUGCAUGCGUAUCUUCAGCACCAUGCCCUUCUCCUACUGCAACAUGGCCUCCUGCAAUCACGCCAGCCGCAACGACAAGUCCUACUGGCUCUCCACCAACACGCCCGUGCCCCCGAUGCCCGUGGAGGGCGUGCAGAUCAGCUCGCUGAUCAGCCGCUGUGUGGUGUGCGAGGCCCACUCCCCGCCUGUCGCCAUCCACAGCCAGGACACCAACCCACCCGCGUGCCCCUACAACUGGAGGCCUCUGUGGGACGGCUACUCCUUCCUGAUGCACACGGGCGCAGGAGACGAGGGCGGUGGCCAGUCGCUGACAUCCUCGGGCAGCUGCCUGCAGGACUUCCGGGCGCAGCCAUUCGUGGAGUGCCAGGGCCCGCGCGGCUCCUGCCACUACUUCUCCAACAUCUACAGCUACUGGCUGACCCGCGUGAGCGGCGCCGACUUCGGCCAAGGCCCCGGCCAGGCCAUACUGAAGGACCCGAGAGAGCACCAGCAAGUGACCAGCCGCUGCCGGGUCUGCAUUAAGGAGUAAUCGCACUGAGCAGGCGACGCCGAUUGGUUGCCUUAAAAAGGGGGCAGUGGGCAGCGGUGGACUCCUAUUGGUUGAAAAUGAAAAAAGAAGCAGAGGCAGUGAGCAUUCUCAUUGGUUGUCACCUUCCUUCCUCCCCCCCCCAGUUUUCUGUGGCAAGAAAAGACUGUGAACUCAUGGAUGCUCUGGUUUCCUUUAAACACGUUUCUCCGCAAAGGGCAUCUAGCAAAAACAUACUUGAUUCAACUUACCUUUCGAUUUGUCUUUUUUUGUUUUAGACGAUAUAUUUUUUUUAAAGGUUACUCUUAGAUUCUAGCAGCCUUUUUUUCUCAGUGUGUAUCUUGUGAUGCCAUUGGCUGAUGGUGUGUCAGUCAGUCAAGUGCUGAGUUCUCCAAAGUUAGUCAUACACAUUUUUAUUGGAUGAUUUGUUGUUUCCACAGUGACACAUUCUCCCAUUGGUGGAGAUUGUCAUUCAGACACAGUCGUUCUGUUUCAUUGGCUCUGCUCCUGCAAAGCCAUGGAUAAUUUUUCUUAGUGUGUAAAUGUUCAAUGAGUAUCAUGAGUAGAGGAGAACAACUAUGGCUUAACAUAGCUACUGUUUGCUCUCUGCACUUACUUCAUGUCUGUUCCAUUCCCUGUAAUUUAUGAGCUGCCAACUGCUCUGUUUGUCCCUCUGUAAGGCAAGGUAUACACACGACAUGGUGUGCCUCAUAUACGAAAGAUACCAUUCCUCUCCCUCUCUUUAUUUCUCUCCUUUCUGUCUUUCAGCCUCUCUUCCUCUCUCUCUCUCUCUCCCUACUCUGUCCAACACAUGGAACAUGGGGAUAGUGAUUGAAGCACCACUUAUUGGGAGACUGCGCAGCGACAUUAAUCUCUGCCUAUAUCCCUAUGUGAGUGACUACCGUUCGUGGUAAUAGAAACCAUGACAGACACUCACUCACACACACAAACACUGGCACCUCUCAGAAGCACAUGUGUGCACACACAUACACACACUCGUAUAUGCAGAAAGCUCCUUUUUCGUAAUCAGUCUCUCCAGUUUACGUUUCCUCUUUCAGUUCACAUGUUUGGAAGCAUUUUAGGACGCAAAUGUAGUUAAUUGGCCUCCUCUCAUCCUCCUGCUAGCCAUGCUAUCCAGUUGGGACAUGUCUGCUUUUCUGUUAGUCUACUCUUCAACCCCUCUGCUUGUCUAUCUGUUUAAGAGAGAUGGUGUGUUAUUUUCUCUUUAAGGACUAACAAAAGCCAUUAAAUCAUACUAACACACACACACACAUACAAACACACACACACACACACACAGACAUACACAACAGGGUGUAUUCAGUACUCGGCAUAUCCACUUUUUGUAUUAACAGGAUUAGUCAUGUUAAUCCGCUUCUUACUGUUUUAGCCCUAAUUAUAUAUUCUAAUGUAUGUAAAUAUGUUUGCACUGUCAUAAGAACAGGAAUGCUUUAUAUUUUUACUGUAAAUGUCAAAAGUAUUUAUUUAGCUAGUGAUUAUUUUGGUGCUAUUUUGAAAAAAGAAAGGAUUGAUGCACAUAUUUACUUCCCCUAUCCACUGUUCUUUUUCUGCAAAGAGAGAGGUGCUGUCCACUCUUAUGGUUUGGAUCUACUUCCUGUUUUGUUGGUGCUGUAACUUUGAGAGGAGACGCACAGUGGCAAUGGAAGGGAAGAAGUGGGUCAUGGCUGGGUUUAUAGGAAUACACACACACACACACACACACAGUCUCUCUCGCUCUGUCUCUCACACACACCUCUCACACACACAUACACACACACACACACACACACACACACACACACACACACACAGGGCCACAGACAGGUAUGGCACAGUGUUGCAGGCAUACUUUCAUUUAGCAAUAAAUCGAGUUCUGAGUUGUAUGCCCCAUAUUUUCAAAAAUGCUAUGCAUUUAUUAAAAAACAGUCUGAAAACAAAUAUUUGACAUCCCCAGAAGACCCAUGUUAUUAUUUUCAUGAAGCAUAUGAAUGGGAUCCUCAUUUGUCUUUCUGUAUACCUUAUAUCUUUGCCAAUGCACUGUGCACUGGUAGAAUAUCUUCAGUAUUUCCACUGGAUGACAAGGGCCUUUAUUCUUGUAAAGGGGCAUAUUAUCUCCCUCUAGCCUAGUGCUUUGUCUUUGCAGGACAUAAAAUAUAGCACUGUACUCUUUCUUUUAGCGAGCAUGUCCCCUAUGUUGAUGUGUUGUUGUUUAUUUUCAGGAAAGUCCAUCGAUCAAUCCAGAUGUUUUGUCAUCUAAAUCUCUGCCUGGGUUUUGUGCAAUUUUUUCCCAGAAGAAUCACAGUGUUGUGCUUGCCGUCAUAUUCACUGUAGUUCACAUACACAUUCUGUAGUGUGAAUGUCCCUCGGAGUUACACAAGGCUGAAAUCCCUCAUUAGGUUUGAGGUCCCCACAAGGCCAACUGCUAAGUGUGUCUCUCUGACAUACUUUUAGUUGUGUGCAACACAGAAAAUAUGGUCACUUAGUUAAUUUGUAACGUUGAAGGCCACUGAGUGGGCAACAGAGCUAUGUAAAAGGUGGAAGAUGUUUUAGACUUGAUUUUCCUCUUUAUUUUCUCCUAAACUGCAAAUCUGUCUUCUGAUUACUGCCAUUCAUUCCUGUGUCCAGUGGCCACACAUUUCGACACAUUGACAAGCACACACAACAGACUUUAACAUCUUCACCAGUCGGAACUCAACCUUCCUACAGCCUUCUCCUUCCUCAUAGGAUGACACUUUGACUAACACACACAAACAUACAGGCCUAAAUAAAUAAUUUUAUGUGGACUGUUUAAAGGCUACAAUAAAUGCAUUUCAUUUCAA